GAGGGCAGCAGACCUACCAAGAAAAAUAAUAAUUGAAGACGGCAGCCGAAUGCUUUGUUCCGUACACGAGUAGAUGACGGACAUGGAGCAGUCCGCUGUGCAAGCCGAGGCAAAGUCACUCCCAGAAGCUGCAAGUACAGGUGCCAAUGUCCCUUGCUUGGGACUAGUAGAUGCUAUCAUUAUCAAAGAAGAAUCUGAAGGCGGCGUCUGGGAUAAUAAUGGAACUCUUCAACAGCAAACUCCGAUACAACAGGUCCAAAUCCAGACCCAAGCCCAGGUCCAGCCGCAGGUCUUCUACCAAGCAGUGACCACCGGGUAUCAGCAGCAGCAACCGGUCAAGCAAGCAACUGCCCAGGUAAUGGCCGAUGUCCAGUGGGUCAACACGGCCAGGAACAACAUAGGAGGGACCACGACCGUUACGAUCGAUCCUCUGGUAUACGAGACUGCUUAUCUACAGGCACAGGCUAACAAUACGGUGAAGGCGGUAGAUGAGAAUUCUCUGGACGACGAUCAUGAAGCCGUCAUCAUUCCUAAAUCUAAAAACAAUCUUCAGAACGUUAUCGUCAUGUCAACGAACAACUACGAGGACGGGAGGAGAAAGUUUGACAAGAAAUAUUUCUGCCUGUACUGUGAGAAAUCCGUCUCCAAGAUCCCGCGCCAUCUGGUCAAACUCCACUACACAGAGGCGGCAGUCAUUGACUUUGUGCAUGAGAAAGAUCCCAUUCUCAAGGAUGCCAAGCUGGCAAAGUUAAGAAAUCUCGGUAAUCAUAGACACAACAUGCACGUCCUACAGAAAGGCAAGGGAAGUCUGAUCGUGAAGAAACGACCGACGUUGGGAGCAGACCCUCGCGAAUACAUUCCAUGCUCCUACUGCUAUGCAUACUAUGUCAAGCGGGAUCUCUGGAAGCACGAGUGCCCUCUUAAUGGACUUCGCGAAAAGACCAAACAAAAAGGAUCAGUUUCGUCUGAUGAGGGCGUGCUUUCCGUCGCGCACCGGGAGUGCACGUUGGAGGAGUUACGCGGGGACGUGCUCGGAAUCAACAAAAUGGAUGACGUGUCGCACUGUAUCAGUUACGAUCCGCUCAUAUUGGAGAUUGCGCAGAAAGAGUGUCUGAAGUUGAAUCAUGAUCGCGAGGAGGCGGUCUCUAUAAAGCUAAGACUCCGUGAGUUGGGUAGACUGUUGUUAGAGCUCAGGUUUGUGAGUGGAGAUCCUCUAGCGACGUUACACACCUUCAUUGACCCUGCCAAGUUUCAAAAUGUUGUGAUUGCUGCGAGGCGCUUAGCAGGGUUUAACCAUCGGAGAUACAACAACUCCUCGCCGAGUCUUAACACCAAUGUUGGGUACUCGCUCAAGAAAUGCACAUACAUCUUACAGGCCAAGGCGUCGACCCUUGGGGACACACUCGCUUACAAGCGGGCUUCAGAAUUCCAUGACAUGCUCGAAUUCCAGUUCCAUGAAGAAACCACCUUGCCGCACUUUGGAAGCAUUUUAGACGAAGGUCGAGGGAACCCUAAGUGGUUAUCGCUAGCGCAGGAUGUAGCUUGCCUGACAUCGUACCUCAAGAGGAUAGCUCAUGAACAAAUGCGAAUGCUUCACACCAAUGAAGAUAUCUAUGAUGCAUGGCUCAAUCUCAGCGAGAUUGCCCUCACACAAGUCAUACUCUUUAACCGACGGCGGCUUGGAAGCAUCGCCAAAAUGAAGCUCAGUGACUAUGCGCGCAAGCACCAACCGCUUCACCCGGACGUUCACGUCGUCUACGACGCCAUGAGUCUCUUCGAGAAGGAACUUUGCAAGAAGCUCACGCGCAUCGAGGUCAUCGGAAAGAAAGGCAAGGUCGUACCUGUACUCCUGACCGACGAGAUCAAGCUCUGGAUCGAUAUCCUGGUCGCGAAGCGCCACGAUGUAGGCAUCCCGGAUACCAAUGAGUACCUCUUCCCGAUGAUUCAGCCCGAUUCUCGGGUGUCCAACACGGUAAGAGGUCUGGAGUGUCUGCAGCGGUUUGCCUUUGAGUGCGGGGCCAGCAGUCCGGAGAACCUUCAGUGCAAGCAGCUGAAGAACCACAUUGCUACACUAAGUCAGAUCUUGAAUCUGAAGGACAAUGAGUUGUGCAUUGUGGCUCGACUGACGGGACAUGACGUCAGGAUACACGGUCCUGAUGCUAUGCUGCAGGUGAUCAAACUUUGCAAGGUGCUGAUAUCAAUAGAGAAUGGAGACCGGACUAGACUCGUUGCCCAGUCACUAGAUGACAUCCCCCUAUUCAGAGAUGAGGAGAUCACAGUUGAGUAUAACUUCAUGGAGGAUGGGAUCCUGGAGACACAGGUUGGAAUCUCACCAGUCCAGAGCAGCAGCAGCAGCAGUAGGAGACGAUCGUCGUCGUCACAGAAGAAAUCUCAUAAGAAGAAGCAUAAAUCAUCCUCAGCUUCAUCUAACUCCACCAAACAGAGUAAAGGUUCAAAGAAGAGUCGGGCGAAGUCCUCCUCGUCAUCUGACAGCCCUCGCAAGAAGCCUCAGAAGCGCCCCUGGACACCCGACGAGAAGGCGGCAGUCUUUGAGAUGUUCCAACAUGAGAUCCUGCAGAACAAACUCCCUGGCAAGGGUCCCAUUCAACAGCUUCUGGCGCGGCAGCCUGUCCUGGGACAUCGGACGUGGAGCAACGUCAAGGACUUCAUUAGGAAUUACCUUGUCACCAAAUCCAGGCAAGGUCUUUUGUAGAAAGCACUUUUCCGUUGAGAGUAGGUUUCAUCUGCAGCUUUUGUCCAGACGCCUCGUCUUGUGCCAUCGGGAACAGCAAUGCGAAAGACUUAUUAGGAAUUACCUUGUCAUCAAAUCCAUGCAAGGUCUUUUGUAAUAGCACCAUUUUUUCUCUCAUUUUUAGGUUCAUAUCUGUGUAGCUCAUGGCCAGAUUACAAGUCUUGUGCUAUCGGAAACAGAGAGGCAUCCGAGACACGAAUAGGAACUACCUUGGCGUAAAAUCUAGGCAAAGUCUUUUGUAAAAAGCACUUUUACGUUGAGAGUAGGUUCCAUUCUGCAGCUUUUGUCCAGAGGACUGGUCUUGUGCCAUCGGAAAUAGCAACAUCAAAGACUUCGUCAGGAGUUACCUGGUUACAAAAUCCGGCAAGAUCGUUUGUAAUAUUGUUUCAUUGAGAGUAGAUUGUACUACGCAACUCCUGGCCUGACAACUAGUCUUGUGCCACCAGAAACAGCAGCAUCCAAGACACUGUUGGGAACUACCUUGUCACCGAACCCAGGCAAGGUGUUUCAUAUACCGGAACCGUUAGGCUGCACCCGUUACAGUCAUAUAGCCUUUCACCUACUGUCAUAGGUGAAGCAGCAUUCACACUUCUUUCAGAAGAAACCUACUACCAUGUCUUCAAGUUCAUGCAAGUUCUUUGUUGUAAAACCCAUUGUCAUCUCUGUUGUCCUGACCUCGGUGCAGUUUCCCAGAAACCCUUGUACCAGGAAGUGAGUUCCUAUUGUGCCCAAUCAUGGGCUAAGCAGUGUAUUGACUCCAUUCAGUCCCACCCAUUGAAAGCCAGCAACACCAUGAUUUCAAUCUACAAAUCAAUCGCACACUCCUCGUAAUGUAAAAUCAAUCUAGUUAAUCGAGGAAGCAUACGUCUUCAGUCUGUAUCACCUUUUGAUUACUAUGCUCUCAUAUACUUGGCAUUGCUGGCCAUCCAUAGUUGAGCCGCCUUCAUCCAAUCAUAAAAUGGUGUCCUGGUGACUAUUGCGUGAGAGGUGUUAUUAUCCUACAGUUACCAUAGUUACACAUCUGACACAUCUGCUCUCCACCAAUCAAAACCAAGGAAAGCUGACAGAUUUUACAUCAUUGUGUGAUGUCGAAGAAUGCUCCCAGAAAUCCUAAACAAAGGUUAGAAAAUGCGAUGAACAGAUUUGUAUCCUCUGUGAACUUGUGGGCUUAUCAGUUGUAUUCAUACAUGCUGCUAUCUAAAAAACCAGGCAAGGUUACGUAAUGGUUUGCCCUCAAACUCAAAUUCAUGAUGGCCAAUUAAGUUCAUUGCUUCAUACACAUUUUGUGAUAACAUUUGAUCAGUAUCCAAUGAGAAUUCCUCUUUCAAAUUUGCAAUCAGUCCCAAGCCUUUUGUGUUACAGAGCCAAAAGCAAAAUCAUGUACGACGAGUAAUGUAUUAUAUUGUGUAUAUGUAUCCCGUAUAGGAAAGUAUUGUGAACUCCCUACCUCUUGAGAAAUUAGUCUAAAUUUAUUCAUUUGUUCUUUUUGUGUUGGAUGUUAUUUUUUUUU
Molecule: messenger RNA, 4262 nt
Organism: Lytechinus pictus (painted urchin)
Lineage: Eukaryota; Metazoa; Echinodermata; Echinoidea; Temnopleuroida; Toxopneustidae
Exons: 9
Coding region: 74-2713 (879 amino acids)
Source: RefSeq, a predicted model, not a curated record